AUGCAAUUCUCCAAGGUCAUUGUCCCAGCCGCCGUCGCUUCCGCUGUUGCCGCCGCCAACAUCACCGUCACCACCGAUGUUGUUGUCACCGACUACACCACCUACUGCCCAUACCCAACCUCUUUCGUUGUUAACAACAAGACCAUCACCGUCACUGAGGCCACCACCUUGACCAUCACCGGUCCAUGCACCAUCCCAUCCACCUACGUCACCUCUGCUGCUUCCACCAAGGCUCCAGCUGUCACCACCGCUAACGGUGCUGCCAAGGCUGCUUACGGUGCCGCUGCUGGUGUUGCCGCUGUUGCUGCUGCUCUCUUCUAA
Sungouiella intermedia is the source of this 321-nucleotide messenger RNA. Lineage: Eukaryota; Fungi; Ascomycota; Pichiomycetes; Serinales; Metschnikowiaceae. The record is from the annotation of a GenBank genome assembly.